CAAAACAAUUCAAUGAGUCGGUAAGUUUGGAACCUACUGCACUGUAGAUACCUUAAAAAAAAAGAAGAAAUUACUGCACUGUAGAUUGGGACAACCACUCUCCAAUGGCGAACGAAACCACCACUCUCUAAAACCCUAAACCACGCUCUUUCUCUUCUUUUCCCCCCAUUUUCGAAUUCCCGCUCUCUCCUUUGGAAGGAAUGAUGUACGGAGAAUCUCCUCAACAACAGCAGCAGCAGCAGCAACACCACCAACAACACCACCAACAGCAACACCAACCACAGCAGCCGGGGCCUCCGCCGCACCACAUGCAGCACGCACCACCGCCACAUAUGCAUCCUCCGCCGCAGUACCAGCAUCCGCCACCUCCUCCGCAGCAUCAACAGCCUCUUCCGGGAAUGGAGUUUCACCGUGGACCACCACCACCUCCUCCGCCAACAAUGAUGCGACAGCCUUCUGCUUCUUCGACUAAUCUCCCUCCUCCUCCCGAUUUUCACCAUCCUCAGCAACCUCCUUACGACUCUCAUGCUGAUAGCUAUGCUGCCAAAAGAAUGAGAAAGCUCACGCAAAGACGAGCUGUGGACUAUACAAGCACAAUUGUCCGAUAUCUUCAGGUUCGCAUGUGGCAGCGUGAUUCAAGAGACCGAACAAUAUUACAACCUACUCCUGCCGCUGCUGUUGACUUGUUGCCACCAGCUGCAUAUUCGGAUAACCCAUCAACAAGCUUUGCAGCGAAAUUUGUUCACACAUCUCUGAACAAAAAUCGAUGCUCUAUUAAUCGUGUUCUGUGGACACCCAAUGGAAGGCGUCUAAUCACAGGUUCACAAAGUGGUGAAUUUACUCUUUGGAAUGGGCAGUCAUUCAACUUUGAGAUGAUCCUUCAGGCUCAUGAACAAGCAGUCAGGUCUAUGGUAUGGAGUCAUAAUGAGAAUUGGAUGGUCACUGGGGAUGAUGGAGGCUCCAUAAAGUAUUGGCAGAACAAUAUGAACAAUGUCAAGGUCAACAAAUCUGCUCACAAAGAAUCUGUACGGGAUCUGAGCUUCUGCCGGACAGACCUAAAAUUCUGCUCUUGCUCUGAUGACACUUCUGUAAAAGUUUGGGAUUUUGCCAGGUGUCAAGAGGAGACAUCAUUAACAGGCCAUGGUUGGGAUGUGAAGACUGUUGAUUGGCACCCUACAAAGUCUUUACUAGUCUCAGGUGGUAAAGAUAACCUUGUGAAACUCUGGGACGCUAAGACUGGGAAGGAGCUCUGCUCAUUUCAUGGUCACAAGAACACUGUGCUCAGUGUCAAAUGGAAUGACAAUGGAAAUUGGGUACUCACUGCUUCCAAGGAUCAAAUAAUCAAGCUUUAUGACAUAAGGGCUAUGAAGGAGCUUGAAUCAUUUCGUGGCCACAGGAAGGAUGUCACUGCACUGGCGUGGCAUCCGUUUCAUGAAGAAUACUUUGUUAGUGGAAGUUAUGAUGGCUCUAUUUUCCAUUGGCUUGUUGGGCAUGAGACUCCUCAAAUUGAAGUUCCAAACGCCCAUGAUAACGCUGUGUGGGACCUUGCUUGGCAUCCUGCUGGAUAUAUAUUGUGCAGUGGGAGCAAUGAUCACACGACAAAAUUUUGGUGCAGAAAUAGGCCAGGGGAUACUGGUCGAGAUAAGUUUAAUGUUGGCUACAACCAAGGCUACGGCGAACAAAACCCUGCUUUUGCAAAUCGUGCAGGUGGGAAUUUCUCUUUUCAGGAACCUCCGACAAUGCCAGGAUCAUUUCCACCUGGAUUGGCACGAAACGAGGGUACAAUUCCGGGUGUAGGUGCUGCGAUGCCGCUUUCCAUUCCUGGCGUGGAUAAUUCUUCUCACGGAGAGCAGAAGCAGACUCAUCCACCUCCUUUGCCACCAGGCCCACAUCCUUCUAUGAUGCCUCCUAAUCAACCUCAAUAUCAACACAAUCCUCAACAAAUGCCUUCCUUCCCCCAGCCACCUCCAAAUAUGCCCCAGCUACAGCCUCCAUCUCAUAUGCCCCUCCAUCAACAUCAUCAUAUCCAUCGUCCCCCUCCCCAAAUGUCUCCUCAAAUGCCUGGAUCUAUGCCGAUGCCACCUACAUCAGUUCCAAUGCCAAUGCCUGGUCCAAUGGGAAUGCAGAAUGCUACAAAUCAAAUGGUUCCACAAAUGCAACAAGGGCAUUUCAUGGGCAUGAACCCUAUGCAGCCAGGACCCAUACCUAGUGGUGGAAUGCCUCCCUCUGGAGGUUUCUCAAACGGCAUGCCAAAUAUGCAGGGCCCACAAAGUACGAGUGGGCAACAAAUGUAUCCACCUGCAGGAACAUUCAACCGUCCGCAAGGUGGACAAAUGCCGAUGAUGCCUGGGCUUGGUCCUUAUCAGCUUUCUAAUCAAAGUGGUAUGCCACAGCCUCCUUUACCACCUGGUCCCCCUCCACAGCAAACACAACAGUAAGGCGGAGUAGACGUGAAUUAGCAUUGUUGAUUAUACCCGUGAAGCAUGCAGUUAAGGGUUCAUGGAGCUGACACCCAGCUACAUUGUCUCUGGCAGAUGAGGGGAAGAGUAACCAAUGUUUGUUGACGCACCGUGAAUACUUGGACUACUAGCUAGUUAUAGGAUGCAACUGAUUGUAAAUGGGUGAGAUGGCUGUUCAACAAGUUUUUGUUUUCAAAUUCCAACUUGUGUCAAGUUCAAAUGAUUCCUUUAACAUUUUAACUUGAGUUACUAUGUAAAAAUUCAUUUCUUUGAUCUAUAAAGCCCUCUCCUCCUCUUAAAGGUUUUUAUUAA
Spinacia oleracea (spinach) is the source of this 2771-nucleotide messenger RNA. RefSeq names its product flowering time control protein FY. The coding region runs from base 201 to 2438 and encodes 745 amino acids. Lineage: Eukaryota; Viridiplantae; Streptophyta; Magnoliopsida; Caryophyllales; Amaranthaceae. Gene Ontology annotation, cellular component: mRNA cleavage and polyadenylation specificity factor complex. Gene Ontology annotation, biological process: mRNA 3'-end processing. Gene Ontology annotation, molecular function: protein binding. The record is from RefSeq and is a predicted model, not a curated record. The transcript is spliced from 18 exons.